Molecule: messenger RNA, 8309 nt
Organism: Oreochromis aureus
Lineage: Eukaryota; Metazoa; Chordata; Actinopteri; Cichliformes; Cichlidae
Exons: 12
Coding region: 3198-4931 (577 amino acids)
Source: RefSeq, a predicted model, not a curated record
UAACCAGUGUAAAUGAUUUAUAUGUAAUUGUAUUGAAUAGAAAUUACUUAACAUUUUUAUGUAAUUCAAAAGCAGCAAAGUUAUGUAGCAGCUACAUAACAGUUUUACAAAGAUACUACCUAACCAGGUUAUGUCCUUCUAAAGCAGAAAAGUUAUGUACCAGCUAAGUAACAGUAUUACAAAGAUAUUGCCUAAACAAGUUAUGUAGGCUUAAAGCAACAAAGAUAAGUAUCAGCUAAGCAUUGCAAUUAAGUUACAUUUAGCCAAUACACUUACGUAAAUCUAACUUAACAGUAUUGAGUUCAAACUAAGUAACAACAUUUCUUAAAAGUUACUUAAAGCAGUUGUGUGGAACCACUUGACAUAACUUUUUUAAGUAAAUCUAAUGUUUUAUUUUUUUGAGUGCAGCAGAGUCAACUUUAAAAAUAAACAUGUGGUUCCUCUUUGUUCCACCGUACAGUCAGAUCAGCCCAGAGAACAGGAAUGUUCUCAUUAUGCUGCUGUCAGAUUCAGCUCUGCCGGAGCAUCUGGUGUCACUCCAGCAGACACAGACUUACAGACUUACUCUUCUGUGAAACUUUGAGAGAGAUACUGUGUAUUGGAUAUGUGUGCCACAUAUCCAGUGGUGGCUGAUGAUGAAACAAGUCCUCAGCAAGGAACAAGUGCCUGUUAAUGAAUGCAGCACAUAAACCUACAUAACUGAAUGCAGCAGGGUGUUACGUGUGUGUUUAUCAGUUCGCCAUCUUAACUAUCUCUAGACGUCAUUUUCCUUCUCUCUUUUUUGACACCACCCUCUACUGGUGCAGUUUGGUAUCUAACAUUACAGGACACAGCACAGUUGUUGACAGCUGUUACAAUGAAUGAUUUAUUGUGGGAUGCCCUUAUUUUAUAACCCUAAAAAAAUAUUUCCUAUGUAUGAAAUACAAAGGGAAUACAGUGACUCAGUAUCUUGAACUGAGUUUGAGCAGUUUCAUCAUAACAAUGACUGCUGUAGAUGUCUGAAUGCACUGAUCUGAUUGUCUGAUUAAAUAUUAAAUACCUAAUAAAUUGGCUGGUGAGUGUUCCAGUGCUGUUGUGAUGUAUUAUACAGUAGUUCGUGCUACGUUCUCAUUUUGUAUGUUUUUGGAUCGUCUGUUUUCUGAUGAGUGUAGCUUCACAUGUGUCACAGUCCUGGGUCAGUCACCCAGUGUUUUGACUUUUGUAAUAUUAUUGAUCUUUGUUUUCAUCAUGGUUUUGACUGCUAGUGUUUUGGUUUCUGUUUUGUACUUUGAGCUCUCCAGUUUUUCUUGCUUUACGAUUCCUAGUUCUUGGGUUUUGGUUCCUGUGCUCCUCAUGUCACCCUCGGUCCUGUACUCCGUGUCCCCUCUGUGUAGCAUCAAGUCCUUGCCCCUGUGCUGGUUGUAUUUCCUGUUUUAUUUUGAAGGUCCAUGUGUCAUGUGAAUGUAUUUUGUUUUGCUUCCCCCCUCUCUCGUCAUGUUGAAUUAGGUUCAGCUGUGUCUCACUCCUGUGUGCCAUUUCCUUAUUUCCUUAUUUAGUGUGUGUUAUCUGUUGCUCUUCGUUGGUCUGUCUGCCUACCAUUUAACUGUGUUACUGCUGCUCUCAGUCCCCCCACGGUUCCAGGUUUGGCUAGUUCUGGUUUCAGAUUCAGACCACUACGGCUGAAGCUGGAGAGUCUUCUUCAUCACAGAAGUUUGUUUCCAUCAUAAAUGCAGAAAACAGUUUUAUCACCAACGCCUCCACAAUUUAACACAACUGCACGCAGCUCAAAGAGCCACAACACAGAGCAGAUGAAAUGAAAAUAAAAUGUUGCACACAUUAAAGUGAGAAAUGAGAGAACAGCUACAGGUUGUAUUUCCAUGUAAACAUGUUACACACUGAAUGAACAAAAAAAUGCAUCUAGGUCCUUUAGCUAAUAUAACAUAAACACACAUCAUGAUUGUGUAUCGCUCUCACCUCAAACACAACUAAACAGGCUUGUGUUAUUCUCUGCUUCUCUUGCUGUUAUCCAGCUGUCAUGACUUUAGGCUGACUGAUUUUCGUACCGCUCGGGUAAGAAUUCAAGCCGCUGCUGCCAUCUACUGGCGACACGCAAUAUUGCAUCACCAGUUUUUAAGCUGUGUCCAGUUCAGUGAGAACUCUUGAUUUUUCUUUUCUUUUGUGAACUGCAGUCGCCAUGUUGUCUCAGUGUGUGAGUGAUCAUACUAUAGAAAUAUAGUGCUAACUUCUAUACUUUGAUAAUAUGUAAGGACAGAAAGGUCAAAAAGAUAAUAGUAAUAUAAUAAUAAACCUGUUUGAAAGCUUCUGUUAAAGGUGUCAUUGGAGAAGAAACCAGUAGUAAGUAGCUGCUUCCUUCUGUCAGUUUUUCUUCGGGCUGAUUGUUUCGUUGACAUCUUGUUGGUAGAUAGAGCCAUUUCUUUAACUUAAACCCUCUUAGUAAAGGAAGUAAUUCUGAAAACUGUUUUUGUUUGUUUUUUCUUACACUUACACUUUAUUAUUACUCGCCUCAUGCACUCGCCCUUUUCUGGGAUUUUUUUUAAAGCAUUACAAAUAUGUCCAGGUAGAAAAAUGGAGGGAAGAUAUAUCUCCUUUCCACUAGUGGGCGACGACAUGUUCUCUGCACCUUCUUGGGUUUUAGCAGGCAGUAGCUAAAGGAGGGUACAAAAACUAAAGGCCUGGACAGGAAAUGGGAAAUCUCCGUUUUGUUUUCUGCUUUUUCUGUGAGAAGAUUCAGCUGUAAAAGAAUCAUCCAACCAACUUUCUGACUAGAAGCUGAAAUCCACAGCAGUCAUGAUCUUAGCAGAAGCUGGGUUUUAGAAGAAACAGGACUUCCAGUCAGUCUCCAAGAAGGGAAACAUCAGACAACAAACAGCAGAUUAAUCCUGAUGUCAAGCAUGAAAACAUCUCAGUUCAGUAAGUAGAGCAGGAUGACCAUCAUGACAACAGACUGCACUUCACUGAGUUUUUUUCUUGGCAACUUUUUUUAAAAACACAAAAUAACCACUGACAGGAUCAACACUAGCGGGUAUUUAAAAACAAUAUAAUAAAAUGUGUAAAGUGGAGUCCUUAAAGUGAAACAAUAAUAAAGCCAUCAAUGGUGAUAAGGAGCAAAUGCAAAGGUAUAUUUGUAGAUUUGCUCUUGCAAUACCUCGAUUCUUCACUAGAGGGCUCUUUGUGGGAGGGGGGUUAAUAAGGAAGUGAUGAUGUUAAAGCUAAAUACAGUUUGUCUGCUGACACACUCACACAAGUCAGUCAUUCCUGUUAGACAGAUGUUGAUUUUUAACAUUUAUGUAUCUGAUAUUUCCCAAACACUGAGAGCAGCAGCAGUGAUCGGCUCUUUAAAACAUUCAUACAUCAACUUUCUGAUUAGAAGUGAAAAAACAGCCAUGUUGUUGGCAGAAGCUGGAUGUUUGUUCAUGGGUUUCAUUCUGUGUCUCUCAGGUGUAAAUGGAGGAGAAACCAGGAUCUGUGCUCUCAAAUGUUCAUCAGUGGAUCUGCACUGCUCACAUCAAGCUGUUGCAGAGCUGCAGGUAAAGGUGAUUCCUGCCACAGAGGGACAGACAGUAACACUGAUGUGCAGCAGCAGCUGUCCUCUGACUGAAAAGCCUGCAGCCUACAUCUGGUACAAGAACAGAGAGUUUCUCUAUGAGGACUGGUCUCCCUGGUACCAAGAGCUGCUCAGCAGUGAGGAAGCAGUCACAUACUCCUGUGCUGUCAAAGGCUACGAGGAUCACAGAGCCCCUGAAGUCUCUGUGGAUUCCAUCACAGAGACCUGCUUCAGUGUGACCUAUGCUAAAGGGAGAAUGUGUUCUUCUCAGCAGACAUCAGUGGACGAGUCCUGCUCCAUCACAUAUCCCAGAGAAAUUCAUGUCCAGAGGACUCCUGCUGAACACAGAGGUAACAUCAGACUGACCUGUAACAGCAGCUGUUUUCUGACUGACCCUCUGAUUUCCUUUGUGUGGUAUGAGACCAGAAAGCCUACAGUGAAGGAGGGAAAACAGAUUCUAGUUUCCAGCUCUAAUCCAGACAGUUUGUCUUGUGGUGUAAAAGGUCUUGAGGAUGUGCGCUCUGCUGACGUCUGUGUUAGUGAUGAUUCCUGCUGGAUGUUGAAUUAUGUCCACAGCAGAAUCUGUGCUCUGGAAGGAUCUUCAGUCAACAUGUCCAGUAAAUACUCACAUCCUGACUACGUGCAGAUACAGUCUAAAUGUUGGUAUAAAGUCAAGAGAGAAGCUGAACAGCUGACUGAGGAUGCAGGUCAUGUGGAGUAUGAUGACAGCAUGAAGAACCAACACAUCCUCAGAUUAAAGAAGCUGAAGAGAGAUGACUCAGCAGAAUACAGGUUCACCUUCACAACAGAAAAUGAAGAAGUGAAUCAGUCUGAUUUUCCUGGAGUUACACUGAUUGUCACAGAGCUGAGAGUGAAGAUGAGUCCUUCUGCAGUGGUGACAGAGGGUCAGAGAGUCACACUGACCUGCAGUACCAGCUGUCCUCUGACUGACAACACAAACUACAUUUGGUACUUGAACAGUCGACCUCUGACCCCGAGAGAGAACCAGAACAAACAUCUGAUCCUAGACCCAGUCAGCAGGGAGGAUGCAGGAAGCUACUCCUGUGCUGUGAAAACCAACAAAGAUAUCAGCUCUGCUCCAAAGACUCUCACUGUCCAAAGUAUCACAGGAACAUGGACACCAGCAGCUGCAGGAGUUUCUGCAGCUCUGCUGGGUUUAAUACUUCUCACUGUCUGCUGGUGGAGGAGAAAAAAGAGUAAUUCUCACAAACCUUCAAGACAUGAAACUCUGGAUGACUCACACCUGUAUGAUGAAAUCUCACCCCAACCAGCAGAGCAGGAUCGUCACUACCCCAGCCUUAAUUCUUCAGAGGAUGAAAUGGAUCAUCUCUAUUCCACCAUUCCUCCAUUUGAGCCCACUGUAUAAGACCAUGUCCGCUAUGGUUCUGUGGACAACUUUUGACCCAGUAUAACCCCUGAGUGAGUCUUUUCUGUGAGUCCAAUUUCACUAACCACACUCAGGCCUGAAUACUGUCAAAUCUCUUAAAUAGAGCCUGUCUUACAAAGUGAAGCAGGCUAAAAAGUCCCAAAAAGCAGCAUCAUGUGAUGGUUCAACGAAACUCAAGAACAACUGGGAAAAUAUGUCAUUGACAUCUAUCAGUCAGUCUAGAAAGGGUUACAUAAGAUAUUUCAAAGGCUUCGGACUCCAGCGAACCACAGUAAGAGCCGUUAUAUCCACUAAUGAAGAAAAUUUUUUGUGGCUGUCCCCAUCUAGACACCUUAUCUCCACCCACUCUGCCUCCAGCAGUGACCCUGAUCAAACCAGGAUUUGUGGCAUCUUUGUAGAGCGCGACUCCACCAUAGCUUGCCCAAAACUUCCCUGUGAUUCUUGCAGCAGGCUGAGCCUCGCCGUCUGUAACUCUCCCAAUAACAUGAGCAGUAGCCAUAUGAUCCAUUCAGUCAUAGGCCACCAGCACACCUCGACCAUGGCUUAAAAAGACUAAAAAAGACUGGAGGUCACCCCCCUCUCUCAUCCAGCAGCGGCGGUGCAGGCCAAGACCCAGGCCAAGCAAGGAGGUUUUCCAAGACCUGCCUCUGGCACUCAGUCUCCUCCUGCAGUGUCUCUGCUGAUGCACCACCACCUGCUAACACUGCAUCAUCACCAGGUCUGCCACCAUCUGCACUAGCACCUCGACCGUCUGUAUGUGUUGUGGAUUCUGCAUGAUGUACUGUGAUGGACGUUUUUAAAUCCUAUUUAUUCUUUUGAUUUUGUGCAACCUGUGUCUGUGCCUACACAAAAAUGUGGGCACACGUUGGAUCUUGAUUUGACUCACGGUUUACCUCUAACUUAGAGGUUUUGUGAUGCUGUAUGGUUGGAUCAUAAGCCUGUCUUGUUUGAGGUUUCUCUUCCUUCCUUGCUGCCAGAAGAAAGUUUAGGAGAGCUGAACUUAAAUGGAAGAAGGAUAAACUUAAGGUGUCAUAUGAAAUAUUACAGUAUUACUGGAAUUCAUAUCAAAAAACUGUUAAAGAUGCUAAGAGAAACCAUUUUGCUGCUGUUAUUCAGGCAAACUCCUGUAAGCCUUAUGCCUUAUUUAAAACCACUGACAUGAUCCUUUAUGCUCCACAGACUGUUGGUGUCGAGUCCUCUCAGGACAUUUGUGAAAACUUCUACACUUCUUUAUUGAUAAAGUAUCAUCGGUGAAAGCGCAGAUUUCCCAUUCCGUUCUCGACCCUUCUGUCCCUGUCCUUAGCUCUGUUGUCUUUGACAGGUUUGAGCCAGUUUCUUUGUUCUGCCUGCAGGAGUUGGUCUCUCACCUGAAGCCCUCAGGUUCCCCUUAUGAGGCUCUCCCUCCUCGAUUUUUCAAAGAGGUUUUUCUCACUAUAGCACCAUUUGUGCAAUCCAUUGUAAAUAGUAGUUUUUCCUCUGGUGUUGUACCCGUGAACCUUAAACAUGCAGUGAUUCAGCCUCUACUCAAGAAACCUGCUCUUGAUCCUGAUAUUAUUGCAAAUUACAGGCUUAUCUCCAAACGGCCUUUUAUCUCAAAAAUUCUUGAAAAGCCAGAUUACAAGCAAUUAAUGUCCUUUUUAGAAGAACACAGUAUUUUAGAAGUUUUUCAAUCUGGUUUUAAAGCUUUGCAUAGUACAGAAUCUGAUGUGUUUUUAGUAACUGACUCAGGUGACUGUUAUUAUCGUGCUUUUAGAUUUAAUGGCUGCCUUUGAUAGAGUGGAUCAUAAGAGUUUAAUUUCCCAUUUACAGCAGUUGGCGGGUGUUAGGAGUACCGCACUGCAGUGGUUCAGAUUGUUACGCCCCUCUGCAGCCCCUAAUCUCCUCAGUCUGUUCAGCUGUUGCUAAUUGGCCACACCUAGUCAGGUGUGGAUAAAAGCAUACCUGAGGCAGGCUUCCCAGGAGCUCACUAGUCUUUGCCUUGGUGGAACCAGCCAUUUUUGCCAACCUGCUAUGCCAUUUUAAAAUAAAACCUCUUCUCACUAACACUCUGGUAUUCGUCUCCUUUUUUAUGUUGCGGCUUUUGAGCAGGGUCGUAACAAGAUCCUAUUUGGCACAGCGAACUUUCUCUGUGAAACUUGGUGAGUUUGUAUCCUCUGCUUCUCUUCAAUGUGGGAGACCUGAGACCACUACUAUGGAUCUUGGUUCCCUGGCACAGUAUGUUAAACCAAUCAUCACUAAUCUGGGAGUUAAAAUGGAGGCAGAUCUUAAACUUGAAAGCCAGCUCAGAGCUGUUGUAAGAGCUAGCUUUUUUCAUUUGAGGCAAUGUGCCAAAAUAAAGCCCAUCUUAUCAAAGCAGCUUUUUGAGAGACUAAUCCACGCCUGUGUUACAUAUAGGCUGGAUUAUUAUAACGUACUUUAUUGUGGGGUUAGCGACGCAUCCAUUAGGCGUCUGCAGGUUGUGCAAAAUGCUGCAGCGUGUCUUUUAACUGAAACAAAAAAGUCUGAGCGCAUUACUCCCAUUUUAAUUUCACUCCACUGGCUACCUGUACAUUUAAGGAUCGUUUUUAAUAUUCUUGUUUUUGUUUUUAAAUCUCUGAAUGGCAUACCCCCCGACAAACACACCUCUCAGAGCUACUACAUCUACAUACACCUGCCCGCUCCCCUAGGUCUCCCAAUCAGCAACUCCGUAAGGCACCAAAAACUAAGUAUGAAUUUAGAGGUGACCGUGCUUUUGCUGUAGCUGUUCCAAAGUUGUGGAAUGAUCUGCCCUUGUAUGUUUGGCAGGCCUCUUCUCUCUGAGUUUAAAACUCUUCUUAUAACAUGUUUAUUUGCCGAAGCCUUUGGCACUCUUUGAGGGGCUGACUCAACUUGUUUUAACAUGUUUUAUUUUAUUUUUUUAAUUCAUUUAUUUAUUUAUUUUAUCUUAUUUUGUGUUAUUUUGUUUUAUUGUGUUUAUGCUAUUUGUGUAUGUACAGAACUUUGUGAACCCUGGUUUUAUGUUAAAGUGCUUCAUAAAUAAAGCUGGUAAGGUAUAUUUGGCACCACUGUAGUAAGUCUCCAGCUACUGAUGGGACCCACCACAACACGUCAACACACAGGAUGUGGAUGAGUGCACAGUUCACUGCAUUUAAUUUGGUUGAGGCUACAGAAGCCACGCAAGCCUCUAUCUUUAGACUCUAGCUCUGUUCUGUUUUUAGGCUACUAAAAUAGGGGAGGCAAGAUUAGGUUCUGAUAGCUUUCUUCUUUUAAUAACUAAAAUCAUCAGUUAAAAAUUUAUUUUGCAUUUACUUAUCUUUGUCUAACAAUAAAAUGUAUUUGAUGAUCUGAUCAUUUUAAGUGUAAGAUAUAAAAAAAAAA